Molecule: messenger RNA, 1520 nt
Organism: Tarenaya hassleriana
Lineage: Eukaryota; Viridiplantae; Streptophyta; Magnoliopsida; Brassicales; Cleomaceae
Product: heterogeneous nuclear ribonucleoprotein 1
Exons: 6
Coding region: 94-1305 (403 amino acids)
Biological process (GO): regulation of gene expression
Cellular component (GO): nucleoplasm
Molecular function (GO): RNA binding
Source: RefSeq, a predicted model, not a curated record
GGUUUUAGGGCUCAGUUACUGGUAUUCUUCGACAUUAGGGCUUCUCCUCCUCCAAUCGAAGCUCUGUCGCAGGGAGGUUCGGAUUUGGCUAUCAUGGAAUCGUACGGAACAGAGUCGGUUCGUGAAGAUGAGACUAACGACGUUAGACCCUCCGACCACGUUGGGGAUGAGGACGAGAAAUCUCAGCCUCACGGCGGUGGCGGCGUCGAUAGCCCCGGAAAGAUAUUUGUUGGAGGUUUAGCCAGGGAGACAACUUCAGCCGAAUUCGUCAAGCAUUUUGGGAAAUACGGAGAAAUCACAGAUUCUGUGAUUAUGAAGGACCGUAAAACCGGGCAGCCCCGUGGAUUCGGGUUUGUGACAUAUGCUGAUUCCUCUGUGGUUGAUAAAGUCAUCCAGGACACUCAUAUUAUAAAUGGGAAACAGGUUGAGAUAAAAAGAACGAUACCUAGAGGAUCUAUGAGUUCAAAUGAUAUCAAGACCAAGAAGAUUUUCGUGGGCGGGAUUCCUUCUUCUGUAGAUGAUGAUGAAUUCAAGGAAUUCUUUAUGCAAUAUGGAGAGGUGAAAGAACACCAGAUUAUGCGUGACCACAUGUCUGGAAGAUCACGUGGUUUUGGAUUUGUUACGUACGAAAAUGAAGAUGUGGUUGAUGAUCUCUUGGCAAAAGGGAACAGAAUUGAGUUCGCCGGGGCUCAGGUAGAGAUAAAAAAGGCAGAGCCAAAGAAACAGAACCCAGUUCCACCACCAUCAAAGAGGUUCAGUGACACGAGGUCUAACUAUGGUGGUGGGGGAUAUGGAGAAGGGUAUGGCGGUGGUGGAUACGGAGGAGGAGGAGGAGCUGGUGGUCCAUACAAAGCAGGCGGUGGAUAUGGAGGUGGCCGCUCAGGCGGUUAUGGAGGAGGGUACCCGGGAGGGGAAUACGGAGGAGGGUAUGGCGGAUACGGUGGAGGUGUUGGACCUUACAGAGGAGAACCAUCCCUUGGAUACUCCUCCGGCCGUUACGGAGGAGUAAGUGGAUAUAACCGAGGAGGCGGUUACGGAAUGGGCGGUGGGUAUGGUGGACCCAGUGACAUGUAUGGCGCCCCCUAUGGUGGAGGCCCGGGAGGCGGGUACGGUGGCCCGGGUGGCAGUUAUGGAGGGUAUGGUGGAGGAGGAGGAGGAGGCUACAGAGGAGGAGGAGGCCAUGAGAUGGGCGGUGGAGGAGGAGGAUACGGCAGUGGAUACGGCGGUGGUGGAGGCUCGGUCUACGGAGGAAGUAGAGGCGGCUAUGGAGGCGGAAGCGGCCGGUAUCAUCCGUACGGAAGGUAGAAAGUGUUCGAGGCUGCCUCUUCCGUGACACGGCCCGAAAUGUCUGAAAAAAAAGGGUAAGUCUUAAGUUGGAAGAUUUAUUUGAUUGUGACAAUGUAAUUUUUGAACGUACGAUUAGGUUCAUAUUCCGAUCUAGGUUGUAGACUUUGAAAUGAAAAACUAAAAAAAUCUGCACAUUCUUUUGAUUAGAACACGCUUUUAGAGAGUUAAGUAAC